Oppiella nova is the source of this 902-nucleotide messenger RNA. The record is from the annotation of a GenBank genome assembly. NCBI's taxonomy places the organism in Eukaryota, Metazoa, Arthropoda, Arachnida, Sarcoptiformes, Oppiidae.
CCAUCAGUGGUCGACCGCAUCCAACCAUCGCAUGUCUACAUGUCUUCGGCCAAUGGACACCCAGUGGUCGAUCACUGCACACACGGCUCACUGACGUCGUGGUACGGCUGGUCCAUACAGUUCCUGUUGGCCGCCAUCGCAUUCGCCUGUCUUAUCGUGAAACGCUUCUGUGAACCGCAACGAUAUCGGAGGCCAUGGAUUAUAUGGUUCUUCGACACAUCCAAACAGGGCUUCGGCGCCGUUGUCGUCCACUUCUCCAACAUAAUGACGGCUGAACUGGUCGAUGGUCGCGACCCCUGCACUCUAUAUAUAAUCAGUUUUCUAUUGGACUCAUCCAUUGGACUCUUAUUGCUGUGGCUAUUGAUCCGAUUGACUGAAUACCUGGCUAUUAAGUACCGCUACGAAUGUCUUGUAUUCGGCGAAUACGGCAAACCAGAGCCAUCGCUCCGGUAUUGGCUCAUCCAGUGCUUCGCGUACAUCGUAAUCGUAUUAGUGGUCAAGUCUGUGAUCACACUAUUACUUCAGUUCCAGUUCUGGGUUCACGUGCGGGCACUCCUCCUGUGGCCCAUCGAUCGCUUCCUGAACCAGGAAAUGGAGAUAUUUAUGGUUAUACUUGUGAUACCCUUCUUCGUGAACGUAUUGAUGUUUUGGGUGACCGACAACUUCCUGACUAUGCACCGCACCCGACAGUAUAAGUACAGCAAUGGUGGCAACGGAACGGCAGGUGAUAUCGUACUGGCCUUCGCCCACUCCAACGGACACCACGUUUCCGAUGACCCGAACGGCGGACACGAGUGUCAUAACAGCGACGACGACGCCGAACUCAUAGACAUAAGCUUUGAACCCGAGAGCCCUCACCACCACAUGCUUUAGAUCUGAUCCCUGAAUCUCAAGAUGCCAUU